Mycotypha africana is the source of this 1865-nucleotide messenger RNA. RefSeq lists its product as uncharacterized. Gene Ontology annotation, cellular component: plasma membrane; cytoplasm; cytosol. The record is from RefSeq and is a predicted model, not a curated record. Gene Ontology annotation, molecular function: protein-macromolecule adaptor activity; ubiquitin protein ligase binding. The coding region runs from base 183 to 1493 and encodes 436 amino acids. Lineage: Eukaryota; Fungi; Mucoromycota; Mucoromycetes; Mucorales; Mycotyphaceae. Gene Ontology annotation, biological process: ubiquitin-dependent endocytosis. The transcript is spliced from 4 exons.
ACAACAGAAGAAAACGGAACAGAAGAUCACUCAAAAAAAGAACAAAAAAUUUAUGCACAAUUUUUAUUUUCUUUCAUUUUUUAUUCUGAUUUGUGUGAGCUCUUUCCAUCUUUUUAUAUCAACCAUUACUUCAGCUUUUCAAGUUUUAUACUGUAUUAUCUACAUUCAAAAAGACGCUCAAAAUGAAUAUGCUACCGAACCCUAUACAGCUCGUGCAAACGUCUGAAUUCAAUAUCAAUGUUGAAACCGAUCAUAUUAUUCUACAUGGCAAUGUCGACGAAUCGGCUGGUGUCAUGUUACGGGGAUCGGUAGUGCUUCACUGUCAUGAAACGACAAAAGUAAGGUCUAUUAUGCUGAAGUUUGUAGGAAAGGCAAAAGUAAACUGGACAGAAGGUUUAGGGUCUCAUCAACGACAUUAUAAGGACGAAAAAACAAUUAUAAAGCAUGAGUGGAGUUUCUUACCUCCACAUCGCAAGACAUAUCAUCUACCAGAGGGCCGUUAUAAAUGGGAUUUUGAAUUGCCUUUGCCAGGUGAUUUGCCGGAAACAGUAGAUCAUGAUCUAGGCCAGGUGUAUUAUAGACUGAAAGCCGUAGUUGAGCGGCCCACCUUUUUGAUGAAUUAUACCGACAAAAAAGUUCUGCGCGUUUCCAGAGUUCUAUUACCUUCUUCCCUAGAAUUAACUCAAUCUUUGGUCAUAUCUAAUACAUGGGUCGACAAAAUCAGUUACGACAUAAGUGUAACAAGCAAGGUUUUCAGUAUGGGCAGCCUCAUUCCUAUCACGUUUGCGCUGGUGCCCAUCGCCCCAGAUCUUCAAGUGAGGUCAGUAUCUUGUGUACUUAAAGAAUAUACGACUUUAACAGCAGAAGAUCAUUCGAAAAUGGAAGGCAAGGUGAUUAAACAUUUGAGGGAUGAACAUUUCCCGACAACUGGGCCGGAUGCAUGGACAAAGACAGAGUUAUUACCUGUACCCGACUAUACCUCACAUUUAGUGCAAACAGACUCUUACUGUGAUUUGAUAAAGAUCAAACAUAAGUUGAAGUUUAUUGUAUCUCUCAUGAAUGCGGAUGGGCAUAUAUCAGAGCUGCGAGCUGCUGUUCCAAUAAUCAUAGCAGAUAUAUCUCCUGAAGAGGAUGAGAAUGCCCUACCCACUUAUGAGGAUGCCUGGAAAUCUGUACCCUAUGACCCAGCGCAAAUCGCUGCAUUAGUGGAAAGAGGAGAUUUACCCCCUUCUAUUGCCAUAUCAGCUCCAAAUGAAGCAGCAGUGGCGGCUAGCCAAGCUCUAGUGUCGUCUUCUGAUACAGAUGACGAUAACGAUCAUAGCGCCAAUAGUAGUCUCACCAACUUGAACUCGACAACCGCUUGGGAAGGUAUUGAUUUGUCAAGGGUGCCUUCCUAUACAACAGCCAUUCGCUCCAACCGAUUGUACAGCUUCUCUGGUUCGUUACCUGGAUACGAAUCGUUGGUCGUAGUGCCAGGAAACAGAGCGUCAUAAAACGAAAACUUCGCAUCGUUUGACCGGACAUAUUUCUACACAUUAAGAUUGUAUCAUUAGCUGUAAAGAAAACAGUGAUUUGUAAUUUAAAUGGUUUUGAUCUCUAUAACCCCAUACUCCUUGUAAUAUAUAUAUUCAUAAUAUCCUCAUUCUUAUUCUUCAUUAUAAUUAUAUACUAAUUAGUGAAAUCCUCAGACUCUUAGUGCCUAUAUUUCUUUUUAGUGUCUUUGAAUUAGUUUCUUUCUGCUCACUUGCUUAUUAUCUAUAUACAGCAAAAAUGUCUCAGGUUUCAGCCGCUCAUUCAUAUUUUUCGCCGUGGGGGAGGAUGAAAAGAAAAAAAUAAUAAAAAGUUUUAUACUUGGGAACAGGACU